Molecule: messenger RNA, 390 nt
Organism: Staurois parvus
Lineage: Eukaryota; Metazoa; Chordata; Amphibia; Anura; Ranidae
Source: the annotation of a GenBank genome assembly
UACAGGAGAUGACCAGAGACUGCAGAUAUAGUACAGGAGACGACCAGAGACUGCGGACACAGUACAGGAGAUGACCAGAGACUCCGGACAUAGUACAGGGGAUGACCAGAGACUGCGGACACAGUACAGGAGAUGACCAGCGACUGCGGACACAGUACAGGAGAUGACCAGAGACUGCAGAUAGUACAGGAGAUGACCAGAGACUGCGGACACAGUGCAGGAGAUGACCAGAGACUGCGGACACAGUAUAGGAGAUGGACCAAAGACUGCGGACACAGUACAGGAGAUUGACCAGAGACUGCGGACACAGUACAGGAGAUGACCAGAGACUGCGGACACAGUACAGGGGAUGACCAGAGACUGCGGACACAGUACAGGAGAUGACCAGAG